Molecule: messenger RNA, 2440 nt
Organism: Gossypium arboreum
Lineage: Eukaryota; Viridiplantae; Streptophyta; Magnoliopsida; Malvales; Malvaceae
Product: putative B3 domain-containing protein Os03g0621600
Exons: 10
Coding region: 82-2331 (749 amino acids)
Molecular function (GO): DNA binding
Source: RefSeq, a predicted model, not a curated record
AUUUGAAAAAGGUUUAUCUUGAGGAAAUCAGGGCUGAAGUUACCUCCUCAACUGUUUGUCUAUUUGUUUAUGUAGGAAACCAUGAUUGAACAUACUCUUCAACAGGCUUCCACAAUGUUUACGUCCAAAACUCCCCAUUUUUUCAAAGUAAUCCUUCAGGAAACUUUGAGAGAUGGGAUACUGGGGAUUCCUAGAAAGUUUGUGAGAAAAUACGGAAACCAACUGUCAAGCCCUGUUAAGCUUGAGGUGCCUAGUGGUGCAAUAUGGCAGGUGGAACUGGCAAAGACUGAUGAAAGGGUGAGGUUGCAAAACGGCUGGCGAGAAUUUGCAGAGCAUUACUCGCUUGAACUUGGGUCUUUUGUGGUCUUCAGAUAUGAAGGGAAUGACCAUUUCCAUGUCCUAAUUUUUGAUAAAAGCGCUUCGGAGACCGAAUAUCCCCACACUAGCACUGAAGGUAACGAUGGUGAUGAUCAUGUGUCCGUUGAGAUUUGUGAUGAUGUUUCAGCCAGUAGGAAAAACAAAGAGAAACCAGAUUUGCCAUGUUCACUCCCUCAAAAGAAAAUAAGUACUGAUUCAAAGUUAAAGAAUUCAUCUUCACACAUUAGCCUUGAUGAACCCUGCUCUAUAAAGAAUAAGCUUCGAAAUCUCAAGAAAAAUGAAAACUCAAGUAGUUCUACAGGACGUGUAGAUGCUCAAAGGAGCAUAGGCAAUACAGAUGGAACCAGGAGCUUGGUAAGUGAUACUAAUUCUAGUUCUCAAGAAAGAUGUCCCUCCGGCUCUACAGAACUUAAAGACUCAAAGUUCCAAAAACGAAAGAAGCGUGUGGAUUCCCAAUAUUCAAAAAAAGAUCUUAGGGAUGAAUUCAUAUGUUCAGCAAAACAUGAUAAUGGAGGGGUAUCAGGUGCUUGUGGAUGUCUGAAACCUGACCUUAUAGGCAGGACGCAACCAUUGGCUCCAACUGAGAAACAAAGAGCUGCUGAUAUUGUAAGUUGGUCUUCCUCAAGAUUAGUGAGUAGGAAAAGUAAAGAGAAAUCACAUUUACCAUGUCCUCUGCCUCAGAAGAAAAUGAGAAUCGAUUCUUCUAAUCAACAUGGACAAAAUUCGAAGUUAAAGGUUUUAUCUUCUGGCACUAGCCCUGAUGCUCAAAGAACUGUGAAAACUAAGGCUUUCAGUUGUGUGCAACGGCUGGCAGCCAUUGAAAAGGCGCACGCUGUUCAGAUAGCUAGUGCUUUUGAAAGUACUGAAAACCCAAUUUUUAUGAUAGUCAUGCAACCAUCAUACGUUCGUGGUACAUGCAGAAUGUUUAUACCAUCGGACUUUGCUAGGAAAUUUUUGACAGUGCACAAGUCUAAUCUGACCUUGUGCAAUUCCACUGGGAAAACUUGGCAUGCCAAGUUAUACCAUCCAGCAAAUAAAAAGCCCAACGCACACCUCUGCGGUGGGUGGCGUGAAUUUGUGGAAGAUAAUCAUCUUAAUGUUGGUGACAUUUGUGUUUUCGAGCUAAUUAAGCACCCUGAAAUCUUAAUGAAAGUGCAAAUCUAUCCGGUUGUCAAAAAUGCAAGCAAGGCCAGCGGGCAACAAGCUCUCGGGAGCAUAGUCAGUCGAGUUAAAACUAGGAGCUUGGUCAGUGAUGCUGAACCUAAUUGUCAACAAAGUCCAUCCAGCUCCAGUGAAUCUAAAGACCUAACAGACUCGCACAUCAAAACCUUGCAUGACUCUCCACUAGACCAGAAAACAAAGAAGAAAUUGACACGCUCGAGUGCUCAGCCUUGUAAGAUGACGAGAACCAGCCUAAGUGGAAGCAUUCAGGCUAAGGGGAUUAAGCACGAGAAAGGAAAGAGCUUGAAUUUCCAAUAUUCAACAGAAGAACUUGGAGGUGGACUCAAAAAUUCUGCAAAAGGUGAUAGUGGAAGGAAGUCAGGUGCUCGGAGAUGUCUGAAACCUGAUCCUGUAUACCAGAAACAAAGAGCUUGUACAGGAGGUGGUGCUUUUAGAACUUCAAACCCCUCUUUCAGUGUUGUGAUACACCCAUCACAUAUUGGUUCUUGUAGUACUGUGCACAUACCGGAGGAAUUUGGCAAGAGAUAUUUGAAGAAAAACGGAGAAAUGAUGCUGAGAGUUGCAGAUGGGAGGAGUUGGAAUGUUGAGUAUGAAAGAAUAGGAACGAAUAAAGGUAGAAAAGCAGGGUUUGGGGGUAAGAGUUGGGGACAAUUUGCUAUGGACAAUGAAUUGGAGGUGGGAGACGUUUGUGUGUUUGAGCUGAUGAAUGAAAAUGGAAACUUGUUGGAAGUUGUCAUUCAUCGCAAGCUUUUACUCGUCGAAAUUAAUUAAGUUGUCAAGUAUUUCAAUCCAAAUUGGGACUGUUUGAUGAUUUUGAGUAUUUACUUCAAUGGAACUUUUUAUUAUUCAAGGAUGGUGAAUACAUCCCGGUUGAUUCAAA